Molecule: messenger RNA, 1931 nt
Organism: Drosophila pseudoobscura
Lineage: Eukaryota; Metazoa; Arthropoda; Insecta; Diptera; Drosophilidae
Gene: prg
Product: piragua
Exons: 2
Coding region: 127-1854 (575 amino acids)
Cellular component (GO): nucleus
Molecular function (GO): zinc ion binding; RNA polymerase II cis-regulatory region sequence-specific DNA binding; DNA-binding transcription factor activity, RNA polymerase II-specific
Source: RefSeq, a predicted model, not a curated record
GGACGGUAUAUUUGAUCGACAAAUCCGCGGUCACACUGCACACCACUGCACCCACGCUCAGCAAAAAAAUGCAAAAAUUCGUUUUAAUUCAUAAACACAAUAUUAGACCUGUGCAAUUGCGAUAAAAUGUAUAUUACACAGAUGGAAACUCCACGGGCCCUGCCAAACGAGAACACUGCCAGCUCGUGUCGCCUGUGCCAUCGGCCGGCGUCGACCGCGACCACGCCAAACAUUUUCAAUGAUCGCGAGGGUUUCUGGGAUGGCGACAAAUUCUGCAUUGCCGAUGUCUGCCAGAGCGUAUGGGGAGUGCAGUACGAUCGCCAUGAGUACUUGCCGGAGCAGAUAUGCUCUGAGUGCUUGGAAGUGCUGGAGGAUUUCUAUAAACAGCGGCGGGGAAUGAAGCAGCGGGAAGCAGCCUUGCAGGAGCAACUGAAGGAGAUCAUUAAAAAGGAUCCCAAGUAUCGACCCGGAUUGAACGGAAAUCCUGGUGUAUUUGAGCCCGGAGACGAUUGCGAAAUUGUGGAAGUGGAUCCGGAUAAGAUUGCGGAGACGAGCGAUGAUGAGAUUGGCUCCGAUGAAGAGAACGAGAAUGCAGAGGACGAGGAGGAAGAGGAGGAGUUCGAGGACUUUGAGGAAGAUGAAGCAGAUACGACGAAUGUAGAAGACGCUGACAUGUCCAUGCCCCUGGGCAUAGAUGCGGCUCAAAUGGCCCAAAUGGCGGUGGAAAUGAAGUUAGAGCAGCCCAGUGCUGUAUCCAACACUGGAGGACCACGUCCCAAGACCGCUUUUCUGUGUCAGUACUGCGACUUGGGCUAUACGCUUCCAGCUGAAUGCCAGCAGCAUGAGAGAACCGCCCAUGAUCCCCAUGCUCCGUACUGUUGCACAUUUUGCAGUUUGCUUUUCAUCACACGAGCCGCCUUAAUUGCCCAUAUCAAGUCGCAGCACGAUAUGGAUCGUCCCUACGUGUGUGCCCAGUGCAGGAAGGGAUUUGUACGCCGCUCUGACCUCAAAAAGCACGCCAUCGUCCAUACCGGCGUGCGGCCCUACACCUGCACUGUCUGCACAAAGAGCUUCUCCCGGAACACCAAUCUGACGAAGCAUAUGCGGAUUCACAGCGGAGAGAAGCCGUUCGUGUGCCAGCAAUGUCCACGCUCCUUCCAGACCGCCCAGGAGAUGACAAACCACUCGCGUUUGCAUUCCGGCGCCAGACCCUUCCAGUGCAACCGCUGUCCGUUCUCCUCAUCGCGCAAGGACAAGCUUGUUGCCCAUCAGCAAAUGCACACUAAGCGCGACGUUGAGCAGAUCUUGCAGCAGCAGCAACAAAACGCCCUGCAUCCACCGACCCCGGAGGAGCUGGCACAACUACAGCACGAGCUGACGCAACAGUUGAUGCCGAAGCCAAUAACUCCUCAGAAGCCAGGACGAAGCUUCCGUUGCGACGUCUGCGACAGGGUCUUUCAACGGGAGCGCGACCUUCAGCGUCAUCGUGCGCUUCAUCUGGACACGCUGCUGGCCUGUAAGAUAUGCAAUCUAGUCUUCAACCGGCGCGAACAGCUGCAGCGUCACACACUGGAGGCUCACGGUCCUACCUAUACGUGCGCCAUUUGCUGCAUUACCUUUUUGCAGCAGAUUGAGCUGGAGAACCACUUGAAGGUCCAUCAGCUGCAGCACAAGGUGGCCCAAAGCACCCAGCAGGCCAUGAUUGCUGUUGAACCGACAGCGGUGCCCAAAAUGCUCCCAGUGCCACAGGUGCCGCUACAGAUUCGUCCUUCAGCCGCAGAGCUCAACUUCUACAGCAACAUGAUUCCCACUAUGAACCUGGGCUUCUAUAGUGAAACGCGGCCCGAGGAAUAAAUCCCUCUAAAUGCCUAUUUUUUAGUUGUUAAGAUCUAAAAGUUGUAUUUUAAAAGGUUAUUCAAGAAUAUUCAGUA